AUUUUGAAGUGCUGUCAGCCGCGGCUUCCGGUUGUGUGAAAGCAUGCUCGUCAUUGAGCGCAGCUGUUUAUGGUCUUCUUCAGGUUUAUUCGUACGACCUGCACACUUUUAAAUACUUCAUCUCAUACACGAAACUUAUUUAAGAGUGUCAUCAUGUGUAAAGAGCUGAAGACGAGAGUCCUGCGGAUUCCACCUCUCGACUCAGAGGAUCUGACGUCACAGCAGCGCGAGUGUGUUCUGGAGGCGCUGAGGUCCACGUCAGAGGCUCUGGGGAAUGGGCAGGUCGUGGCUCUGCCCACCGACACCAUCUACGGCCUGGCCUGUGUGGCCCAGAACUCCUCCGCCGUACGAAGGGUUUACGACAUCAAGGGCCGGAACGGGGACAAGCCUCUCGCCAUCUGUGUCGGGGAAGUGCAGGACAUAUACAGGUUCUGCCGUGUGUCUGUGACGGAGGAUCUGCUGUCGGAUCUGCUGCCGGGACCCGUCACACUCGUUCUGGAGAGAUCACACACACUGAACGCCGAUCUCAAUCCCUUCACUAAGCUCAUAGGGGUCCGUAUCCCAGAUCACCCGUUCAUGAGACGGCUCUGUCAGAUGUGUGGCGAACCCCUCGCGCUCACCAGCGCUAACAUCAGCACUCACACCAGUACGGUUGCUGCUAGCGAAUUUGAGGAUCUGUGGCCCAGUCUGGCGGUGGUGGUGGACGGAGGCCCGAUUGGACAUCAGAACCGCUUGGGUUCGACGGUCGUGGAUCUGUCCGUGUGUGGCCGAUACCGGAUCAUCAGACCGGGAUGCGCUCUCUCGGCUACAGUGAAAGUCCUCGAGGGCAAGCAUGGACUCCUGGAGGAUCCCGGCGAUCCGUGAGUUUCAGAGCGGAGGGUCGAAGCGGCCAUGAAGAAGAGCUUCUCUGAACCGGCUCU
Messenger RNA from Rhinichthys klamathensis goyatoka, 920 nucleotides. RefSeq names its product yrdC N(6)-threonylcarbamoyltransferase domain containing (gene yrdc). Gene Ontology annotation, biological process: regulation of translational fidelity. The coding region runs from base 70 to 864 and encodes 264 amino acids. The transcript is spliced from 6 exons. NCBI's taxonomy places the organism in Eukaryota, Metazoa, Chordata, Actinopteri, Cypriniformes, Leuciscidae. Gene Ontology annotation, cellular component: cytoplasm. Gene Ontology annotation, molecular function: nucleotidyltransferase activity; double-stranded RNA binding; tRNA binding. The record is from RefSeq and is a predicted model, not a curated record.